AGGUGGAGGCGGAUUUCCUCGCUGGAUGCCAGAUUAAAUAUUCCCCUCGAUCCCGAACGGAUCUGUCGCUUUCUCUCACGUACGCAGAAUAUUCCUCUACGAGAAGUGACUUGAAGGCCGGUUCUUCUGCAGUUUGGGUAUUGUCUUCGCCUGGAAACAUCUUCAUCAUCAACGUCAUCUUCUUCUAAAACAAAGCUAUGGGAAACUCCAAAAGCGGCGCCGUUUCCAAGGAGAUCCUGGAAGACCUGAAACUCCACACCAAGUUCUCGGAGAUGGAGAUCACCCAGUGGUACGACAACUUCAAGCGGCAGUGUCCGAGCGGUCGCCUGAGCAAGGAUGAGUUCCAGACCAUCUACAGCAAGUUCUUCCCGGACAGCGAGGGCAACUCGUACGCUCAGCACGUCUUCCGAUCCUUCGACACCAACGACGACGGCACCCUGGACUUCAAGGAGUACAUCAUCGCCCUGCACAUGACCUCCACCGGGAAGACCACCAGGAAGCUGGAGUGGGCCUUCUCGCUCUUCGACGUGGACAAGAACGGAUACAUCACCAAGUCGGAGGUCCGGGAAAUUUGCGCGGCCAUUUUCAAGCUGAUCCCCAAAGACGAAGUGGCCCAUCUUCCUGAAGACGAGAACACGGCGGAAAAAAGGGCCGAAAAACUCUGGAAUUACUUUGACAAGGGCGAAAAUGAACGUGUGGCGGAAGGCGAAUUUAUCCAAGGUGUGUUGGACAACGACGACGCUCUCCGCUUGAUCCAAUACCAACCCACCAAGUAACAGAGCAGCCCCACCCAGCCCAGAAAACAAUCCAUUCAUGCAUUUUGUCCUAUCGUUUUAUAUCAAAGUCCACACCUGCCUAUGUAGGAAAUGAUAAAGCAAAAGCAUUUACUACCUAAAUAAAAGGCCUCUUGUCUCUGAUCCAUUUAGUUCCACUUCUUAUUUGUCACAUGACUAAGCCCUUGUUCAGA
Corythoichthys intestinalis (scribbled pipefish) is the source of this 967-nucleotide messenger RNA. Its product is annotated as visinin-like. The transcript has 5 exons. The record is from RefSeq and is a predicted model, not a curated record. Lineage: Eukaryota; Metazoa; Chordata; Actinopteri; Syngnathiformes; Syngnathidae. Bases 198 to 776 code for a protein of 192 amino acids. Gene Ontology annotation, molecular function: calcium ion binding.